AUGGCAGACUACAAGCUCAAGUCCGUCACCUCGCUGUCGCUCAAGCCCGGCGACAAGCAGGAGGUCGAGGUCGAGGGCAUCGACGGCGCAAAGGUCCUCCUCGUCAACGCCGGCGGCACCAUCCAGGCCAUCGGCCCCAAGUGCACCCAUUACGGCGCGCCCCUCGUCAAGGGCGUCUUGACCACUUCAGGACGCUUGACAUGUCCCUGGCACGGAGCCUGCUUCAAUGCCAAAACCGGUGACGUCGAAGACGCCCCCGCCCUCGACCUUCUCCCCACCUUCAAGGUCACCGAGCGCGACGGCGCAGUCUACAUCUCGGGCGACGAGGCCACCAUCAAGGCCGGCCGCCGCAAGCCCAACUUCAAGUGCAACUCCACCGGCGCCGCCGCCCAGCCGGACAAGGUUGUCAUCGUCGGCGGAGGCUCCGGCGCCCUCGGCGCCGUCGAGGGCCUCCGCAACGGCGGUUACGACGGCCCCCUGACCAUCAUCUCCUCCGAGGGCUACCUCCCCAUCGACCGCACCAAGCUGUCCAAGGCCCUCCUCACCGACGUCAAGACACUGCAGUGGCGCGACGAAGAAUUUUACAAGUCCGGCUCCGUCGACUGGGUCGCCGACGAGGUCACCGACGUUGACUUCUCCGACCGCACCGUCUCCACCAAGGACGGCGGCAAGAUCCAAUACACCAAGCUGAUCCUCGCCACCGGCGGUACCCCUCGCAACCUGCCCCUCCAGGGCUUCAAGGUCCUCGGCAACAUCUUCACCCUGCGCACCGCCCACGACACUCAAAAGAUCGUCAAGGCCAUCGGCGACAAGGGCAAGAAGAUUGUCGUUGUCGGCUCCUCCUUCAUCGGCAUGGAGGUCGCCAACGCCACCGCCAAGGACAACUCCGUCACCGUCAUCGGCAUGGAGAAGGUGCCCCUCGAGAGGGUGCUGGGCGAGCAGGUGGGAGCCGGCAUCCAGAAGAACCUCGAGAAGAACGGCGUCAAAUUCUACAUGAACGCCGGCGUCGACAAGGCCGAGCCGUCGCCCGAGGACCCCUCCAACGUCGGCGCCGUCUACCUCAAGGACGGCACCAAGCUCGACGCCGACCUGGUCAUCCUCGGCGUCGGCGUCGCCCCCGCCACCGAGUUCCUGCGCGAGAACAAGGUCAUCCGCCUCGAGGGCGACGGCUCCAUCAAGACGAACGAGAACUUUGAGGUCGUCGGCCUGAAGGACGUCUACGCCGUCGGCGACAUCGCCACCUACCCCUACCACGGGCCCGGCGGCAACGGCCAAUACACGCGUAUCGAGCACUGGAACGUGGCCCAGAACGCUGGUCGCGCCGUCGCCAAAAACAUCAUCAACUCGGCCGUCAAGACCGCCCACUUCAUCCCCGUCUUCUGGUCCGCCCUGGGCUCCCAGUUGCGCUACUGCGGAAACACGGUCGGCGGCUGGGACGACAUUGUGCUGCAGGGCAGCGUCGAGGAGUCGGCCUUUGUCGCCUACUACACGAGUGGCGAGACGGUCGUCGCCAUGGCGUCCAUGGGCAAGGACCCCGCCAUGGCCCAGGCGGCCGAGCUGAUGGCACUGGGCAAGAUGCCUUCCAAAUCGGAGCUCGCCAAGGGUCUGGACAUCACGACGAUUGGCCCGCUCGAGGCAUGA
Messenger RNA from Colletotrichum graminicola M1.001, 1641 nucleotides. RefSeq lists its product as uncharacterized. The transcript is spliced from 2 exons. Gene Ontology annotation, molecular function: 2 iron, 2 sulfur cluster binding; oxidoreductase activity, acting on NAD(P)H; flavin adenine dinucleotide binding. Lineage: Eukaryota; Fungi; Ascomycota; Sordariomycetes; Glomerellales; Glomerellaceae. Gene Ontology annotation, cellular component: cytoplasm. Bases 1 to 1641 code for a protein of 546 amino acids. The record is from RefSeq and is a predicted model, not a curated record.